AUGCCAUUGUCAACUGCCCACCACAUUGUGCUGAAUCCCAAUUCGACCUAUGCGUUUAAUCGUCCAAAUCUCGCCCCGAUUUCCAGUUCUCUUAAACCCCAGAACCUCAAAUUUUCUUCCUUUUCGAAUUCCGAGCUAACUCCUCUAUAUUUAAGUAGCACUAGAAAUCGCCGUCUCUUCAGCUCUGUGAUAGCUGCUGCUGCCAGGAACUCUGCCAAACCCGAUUACUACUCCGUUCUCAAUGUCAGUAAAAAUGCUUCCUUGCAAGAUAUCAAAGCUGCUUACCGAAAACUUGCUCGAAAGUAUCAUCCAGAUAUGAAUAAGAGCCCAGGAGCUGAAGAAAAGUUCAAGGAAAUCAGUGCUGCUUAUGAGGUGUUAUCAGAUGAUGAAAAAAGGUCUUUGUAUGAUCAACUUGGAGAGGAGGGUUUGCGCGAAGAGUUUGGUGGUUCUCAGGGAGUGGAUCCUUUUGAUAUAUUUUCUCAAUAUUUUGGUGAAUCAACAAGCAGUUUCUUUGGAGGAGAUGGUGAACCUGGGGGUUUCAACUUCAACUUUAGGGGCAAGGGCAAUCAAGAUCUUGACAUUCGGUAUGACCUCUAUGUAAGCUUUGAAGAUUCAAUUUUCGGGGGACAGCAAGAAAUUGAAGUACCAUGUUUGGAGACUUGUGAUGAUUGUGGUGGAACAGGUGCGAAGUCUCGCAGUAGUAUAAAAGUAUGCACCGAGUGUGGAGGUAGAGGUGGAGUAGUUAAAACACAGAAAACUCCUUUUGGACUAAUGUCUCAGGUGUCAACAUGUUCAAAAUGUGAUGGGGAAGGGAAGAUAAUUGCAGACCAGUGUCGGAAAUGUAGAGGCCGUGGUCAAACACAAUCGAAAAGGAAAAUCAGUGUUGUGAUCCCGCCUGGUGUUACUAAUGGUGCUACAAUGCAAGUCCGAGGAGAGGGCAAUAUUGACAGGAAAAGGGGUGUAGCUGGUGACCUCUAUUUAGUUCUCCGGAUAGAGGAAAAGCAAGGGAUUCGGAGGGAAGGUCUUAAUUUAUACUCAAAAAUCAAGAUCGAUUAUACCGAGGCUAUCCUUGGUACUGUUGUCAAGGUCAAAACUGUUGAAGGUUCGAGAGAUCUUAAAAUUCACCCUGGAAUUCAGCCUGGUGACACACUUAAAUUACCUCGUUUAGGAGUUCCAGACGUGAAUAGACCUUCAGUACGAGGUGAUCAUCACUUUGUCGUGAAUAUUCAGAUACCAACAAAGAUCAGUGAUGCAGAGCGCUCUCUUGUUGAAGAGUUGGCUUUGCUUCGGAAAACAUCGCAUCGCAAUGCUUCUUCCAGUGGGGAGUUUGAAGGUGAUUACCAAGAACAAUAUCAAAACCCUGCUUCAGAUCAUGGACGGGGAAGCUUUUCAAAUGUAUGGAAGUCGAUCAAAGGCUUCUUGGGAGUAGUGUCUCUGCUUAUGGCCAAUCUUGAUAGAGAGGACAAGUGUCCAUGGAUAAAGAGAGUUGCAUCAGAAGGUUCUGUUCCACAUGGUGAUCCGGACAACUGUUCGAAUGGGUGGGCUACUCCACCUGGUGAUAUUUUUAAAGUUAGGGGGCCGGAUUAUUUUUCAACAAAGAUCAAGGUUCCUGCUGGUGAAUAUCUUCUAAAGCCUCUAGGUUUUGACUGGAUAAAAGGUUCGACGAAACUUUCAGAGAUUCUAAAUAAUCCAAAUCAUCGUGUUCGGAAAGUACUCCGGGAUGAAGUUCCUGCUGGAGUCAAACCAUUUAUCUGGGCUUUCAACCUGCAAGUUCCAAGCAAGGAAAAUUUCAGUGCUGUUGCUUAUUUUGUGACUGUGAAUGAGAUUGUGGAGGGAUCUUUAAUUGAUCAGUUCUUGAAAGGUGAUGAUGCCUAUAGGGCUUCUAGGUUGAAACUGAUUGCCAAUAUUGUGAAGGGACCUUGGAUAGUGAAAAAGGCAGUAGGCGAGCAGGCUAUAUGCAUAAUUGGUCGGGCACUAACUUGCAAGUAUGUCUUGGGAGAUAAUUUUGUGGAGGUUGACAUAGACAUUGCAUCUUCCAUGGUUGCAAAUGCAAUUGUUCAUUUGGCUUUUGGCUACUUAGCAACUCUCACUGUUGAUUUAGCUUUCCUUAUUGAGAGUCAGACUGAGUCGGAGCUUCCAGAGCGAAUUUUAGGAGCAGUACGAUUCUCUGAGCUGAAUGCAGAUUCUGCACAGCCAAUUGAAAUGCAUUCUGAGGGUAGCAUGGGUAGUUUGCAGUCUUCUCUUUCAAUGCGAUUAUGGAAGUCCAUUGGACAGGGUUUUACCCACCUUAUUCAUCAAGGUGCUCAAGAAAGUAGUUCCAGUGUUGAUUCUUCUAAUGUCAACGGAGUCGGUGACAAUGACAAAAGUAAAGAUGAUGUGAAUAAAUGGGAUUAG
Molecule: messenger RNA, 2394 nt
Organism: Oldenlandia corymbosa var. corymbosa
Lineage: Eukaryota; Viridiplantae; Streptophyta; Magnoliopsida; Gentianales; Rubiaceae
Source: the annotation of a GenBank genome assembly